Molecule: messenger RNA, 1626 nt
Organism: Hypoxylon trugodes
Lineage: Eukaryota; Fungi; Ascomycota; Sordariomycetes; Xylariales; Hypoxylaceae
Exons: 5
Coding region: 278-1423 (381 amino acids)
Biological process (GO): tricarboxylic acid cycle; isocitrate metabolic process
Cellular component (GO): mitochondrion
Molecular function (GO): magnesium ion binding; NAD binding; isocitrate dehydrogenase (NAD+) activity
Source: RefSeq, a predicted model, not a curated record
UAAAUGUACAUAAGUACAUGCAUGUUACGUAGCUUGCCGGUAAAUCUCUGGUGAAAAUUCAGUUUCGGCUCAAGCUGGAUUGUUAUCAGAUCUUGCAGAUGCAACAGCCGUCCGUCCGAUACCACCCGAGCCUCAAUCAAUUCAAGGCGCUUCCUGCGAAAAACACCAUCCCUCCAACUAGACACCAUUUUUCAUUCCCUACGCCAACAUCUUUAAUACCCAUACCCUCUUUUUAGGAGUUUAUAAUUAUAUCAUAUUACACUCCUAAUCAUACAUAAUGUUGACCAUUCGAGCGGCUGCCGCACCUCUGCGGCGCCAAUGCCUAGCCACAGCUCCACGAGCUGCCGCAACUCUAUCAUUCCAGGACCGAAGAUUCUAUUCAGACAAAGUCGCCAAGUUCACUGGUGUGAAGGGUUCCGACGGUCGCUUCCCCGUCAGUAUUAUCGAGGGAGAUGGUAUCGGACCUGAGAUUUCGCAAGCUGUCAAGGACAUUUUUGAAGCCGCUAAGACACCAAUUAGCUGGGAACCAGUCGAUGUUACACCCAGAUUAGUAGACGGAAAGACAACUAUCCCCUCUGAGACAAUUGAGAGUAUUCAAAGGAACAAGGUUGCCCUUAAGGGUCCUCUUGCUACCCCCGUAGGCAAGGGACAUGUCUCUCUUAACUUAACCCUCCGACGAACCUUCAACCUUUUCGCGAACUUGCGACCGUGCCGAUCCGUUGCCGGUUACAAAACACCAUAUGACAAUGUCGAUACCGUCCUAAUCCGAGAGAACACCGAGGGUGAAUACUCUGGUAUUGAGCACGUGGUGGUUGAUGGCGUUGUUCAGAGCAUCAAGCUCAUUACCCGCGAGGCUAGUGAGCGUGUCCUACGAUUCGCUUUCCAACACGCCGAGGAGAUUGGCCGCAAGAAGGUUCGCGUCGUUCACAAGGCCACCAUCAUGAAGAUGUCCGAUGGUCUUUUCCUUAAGACUGCCCGCGAGGUUGCCAAGGAUUUCCCCACUAUCGAGUUCGACGCCGAGCUACUAGACAACACCUGCCUGAAGAUGGUUACCGACCCUCUACCCUACAACGACAAGGUCCUCGUCAUGCCCAACCUGUACGGUGACAUUCUUUCCGACAUGUGCGCUGGUCUAAUUGGUGGUCUUGGUCUUACGCCCUCUGGAAACAUUGGUGACGAGUGCUCUAUCUUCGAGGCCGUGCACGGAUCUGCUCCGGAUAUCGCCGGCAAGGGUCUUGCCAACCCCACCGCCCUACUUCUCAGCUCCAUGAUGAUGCUGCGACACAUGGGCUUGAACGAGUAUGCCAACAAGAUUGAGAGGGCCACAUUUGAUACCCUAGCAGAAGGAAAGUCGUUGACGGGCGACUUGGGUGGAAAAGCAAAGACUAACGAAUACGCGGCGGCCAUCAUUUCUAAGUUGUAGAUACCUCAUCCUCUUCCAUCAUCCAUCCAUAGUGGCGUGCAUUAGAGGGAAUUAGGCGAUUCCGAUGUAGAGUGUACAACAAUGGGAAUGAAUUUUGCAUGAUUCAAAAUCAAUCUACGAGAUGAAUGUAAUGAGCAUGAGAACUGCGAGGUCAAUUCUUUUCCCUAGUCACAAAUACAAAAUAAAAAGAUAUUCAAAAAGAA